CUAACUAUAUAAGGGCUAUUGAGCUGAAGGGAGGAAGCCGCCAGCGGCCAGCUCUAGUCUUCUCAGACUCCUAUCCCCAGGGCUCUUUGCUCACCCGCACAGUCCCUCCAGGAUCGCACCCUGGAAGAGGAGCAAACACAACAAAGGGCGGAGGAGAGCCUGGCCGACCGAUCGACAUCCCACAAAACGCGAUGACAGGACCCCAGCACACCACUCGGCGAUGGUGCCAAGCGUCCUCCCUUCGGUCCAGAAAACAGGCCACCUUUGAGACUUGCUCCCUGGGCGGGGAGGAAGCGCGGAGCCCCCGGGUCGGGCUGAGAGCUUACGUAAGCCCAACCGGCGGCUGUGCCCGAGUCUCCCAAGGGUGGGCGCUGAGCCCCCGGCCCGGACGGGCCUCCCUCCGGCCCGCUCCCCUGCGUCUCAGCCGGGGACCACCGGCCCGGCGCCCGCGGCGUCCGCGCUGGGCGGGGGCGUCCUCCCGCAGCCACCCAGCUUCCCGGGGGAGGAGCAGCGCAUCGCGCAAGCAUCCGGGAGCGGCGGAGGGGGCGGGAGGAAGGGCGAGAGGAGGAAGCGGGAUUUAAACGAAAGGCGGUGACGCCACACAAAAGAUUUCUAUAGGCUCCAGGGAGGUUACGGCCGAGGCGGCGGUGGCGAGCCCGAGGGCGAGGCGCGGACGGGAAGAGGAAAAGCUUCCAGCGGCCCCGGCGGGCGAGCGGGCGGCGGCGCACCCACGGCCGUGCUCCGAGGUGAAGCCGCGCGGGGAGAGGAAGCGGGUGUUUUCCCCUCUGCCUUUCGGCCCCCGCCCUUCCUUUCAGUUUCUCCCGGCUCGCUCGGAAGUUGGAGGUUGACAAAAAUGGCAGGAGCCGGGGCCCGGGCGGGUCUCUGCAGCGCCGCGGGGACCUUCUGAGUUGACCGGGCCGCCGGGGAGACGCGCGCGGCGGCGUCCGAUGCUCAGGGCCCGUGGUCCCGGGAGAGCUCAGCCGCUGCGGGCCCGAGGCGAGGAGGAGGCGACGGGGAUGGACUCGCGCCGACAGCCUGCGGCGGGCCGUGGGGCGCGCGGUCCGGGAGGGCGUGCCGCCUCGGCUCCGGGCCGCGCUCUGUGAACCGGCGAGGCGGGAAGGGGCCGCCGCGGCGCCCGGCACGCCCGGGCGUGGCGGGCGGGCGAGAGCGCGAGCGGGGCGGCCGCUGUGCGCAAUCAGUGCAGGCUCCCGCCCGACUGACUCGGCCGCGCCAGCACCGGCCACACCCUCGGCUCUGCUGCCGCCGCUUCCCGAGAGCGGGAGGCAGGAGAUGCCCACGGGGCGGCCGUGCGUCCCCGAGGGCCAGCCCCGGCCGCCGUCGCGGGGAAGUGCCGCCCGGCGGGGUCUGGACGCCUGAAGCCCACGUGCGCCGCCGAGCCCGAGGUGGCUGACAGCAGAGCCUGCCGGAGCCGCCGCCCGCGCUCCUCCCCGAGGAAAGGAUUUUUAUUUCAAAGAAAGGAAGGAAGGACAACUCCCAGCUUCCCUCUCCCGCCCCCCCUGCCCCGGCAGUCGGACCGGGCCAUGCCCAGGAAGGCGGCGGCGGCGGCGGCAGCAGCAGCAGCCCAGCAGAAGGGACUUUCCUGGCACUCCGGCGACGAGGAGCGCAGACUGUGAGUUUGCUCUGCCCCGGUUCAUGGUUCCUGCAAGCCCUCCAAGAGGCCGAAAGCUGCAGCCCCUCACCGCGCCCCGAAGAGCCUCCUGCGUUCUGUGGCCCCCGGGCCCGCUCCGCGCCGCCGGGGCUCCGGCAGCCGCAGCCCAGUGCCCUCUGCCCGCGGCGGUGGAUGGCAUGAUGGUGCGGGGAAGGCACCGCGGCCUUGGCCAGCUGUGUCGCGACGGCCGCGGGGGCGGCGGCAUCGGCAGCGGCGGUGGUAGCGGGCUCCCCAGCGGCAUGCCAGUGCCCCCCGGGCGCGAUGGCUAGCGGCAGCGCUGGGAAGCCCAGUGUCGAGGCGGCUUCUCCGGCUCCAGCGAGCGCCGUCGGUGGGGCCUCGUCGCAGCCGCGGAAGAGGCUGGUGUCCGUCUGUGACCACUGCAAAGGCAAGAUGCAGCUGGUGGCCGACCUGCUGCUGCUGUCGAGUGAGGCGCGGCCCGUGCUCUUCGAGGGCCCCGCCUCCUCUUGCGCCGGCGCCGAGUCCUUUGAGCAGUGCCGGGACACCAUCAUCGCGCGCACCAAGGGGCUCUCCAUCCUCACCCACGACGUGCAGAGCCAGCUCAACAUGGGCCGCUUCGGGGAGGCAGGGGACAGCCUGGUGGAGCUGGGAGACCUGGUGGUUUCUCUGACCGAGUGCUCCGCCCACGCGGCCUAUCUGGCGGCUGUGGCCACGCCGGGCGCGCAGCCCGCGCAGCCGGGCCUGGUGGACCGCUACCGCGUGACACGCUGCCGCCACGAGGUGGAGCAAGGCUGCGCCGUGCUGCGCGCCACCCCGCUGGCCGACAUGACCCCGCAGCUUCUGCUCGAGGUGUCGCAGGGCCUGUCGCGCAACCUCAAGUUCCUGACGGACGCGUGCGCCCUGGCUAGCGACAAGUCCCGGGACCGCUUCUCGCGUGAGCAGUUCAAGCUGGGCGUCAAGUGCAUGAGCACCAGCGCGUCGGCACUGCUGGCCUGCGUGCGCGAGGUGAAGGCGGCGCCCAGCGAGCUGGCGCGGAGCCGCUGCGCGCUCUUCAGCGGGCCCCUGGUGCAGGCGGUUGGCGCCCUGGUGGGCUUCGCCACCGAGCCGCAGUUCCUGGGUCGCGCGGCGGCCGUGAGCGCCGAGGGCAAGGCGGUGCAGACCGCCAUCCUGGGAGGCGCCAUGAGCGUGGUGUCGGCCUGCGUGCUCCUGACCCAGUGCCUCAGGGAUCUGGCGCAGCACCCCGACGGGGGCGCCAAGAUGUCGGACCACAGGGAGAGGCUGAGGAACUCGGCCUGCGCCGUGUCUGAAGGCUGCACCCUGCUAUCUCAGGCUUUAAGGGAGAGGUCUUCGCCCAGGACUUUACCGCCAGUGAAUUCCAAUUCUGUGAAUUAGCACCCCCCCCCCAUCCCCUCCCUGUUCCAUCCCCCCAACCCACUCCCAGGCUAAAGGAAGAUAACAUAUUUUCUGCCCUUUUCCAUUUAUACCAAAGAAAUCAACGGUGAAGCUUCCCCCCUACCCCCCCGCUCCGUUAAAUGCUCGUGAGGAAUCUUCAGAAGGCAGGGCCAUGCAUACAUGCCAUUUAUGCACGCAUUCUGAGGGCCCCUGUGCCCCACCAGCCCAAGCACAGUAGGACCAGCAGAUGGAAGAUGUGACAUCUGCUGGUUGCGGGGUUAACCCCCGCCCCCUACCCCAGCUCCCCUUCCGGGACUCCUCAACUAAAUUUUAUUAUUAAUUGGGCAGGAAGGAGGUCGUGGGUUCAUUUCUUUUUUGGUCUUUUAUUUUCUUCCCUAAUUAAAAGAAAGGUUACCUCAGUUUUCACUCCUUAGACAUGGAUGUAGCUACCUUUUGUUUGUAUGUUGUUAUUUUUUUAAGCAGUCGUGAUGGAUUAGGCGUAUACUUGGUGUGGAAAGAGUAUGACUUUGCCAUGUGAUUUGCAAAUGGGGGGAGAAAGCUACUGUGAGUGUGUGUUUUAUUUUUUAAUUUACACUAUAGAGUGAUCCCCCCCGCCCCAUGUCAAGUUUUUACCUUGCAUGUACUGGAGUAUUUAUUUCAUCUAUUAAAAUGUUAUGUUUCUCAGA
Messenger RNA from Bubalus bubalis (water buffalo), 3705 nucleotides. RefSeq names its product talin rod domain containing 1 (gene TLNRD1). The transcript has a single exon. Gene Ontology annotation, molecular function: actin binding. Bases 1931 to 3019 code for a protein of 362 amino acids. NCBI's taxonomy places the organism in Eukaryota, Metazoa, Chordata, Mammalia, Artiodactyla, Bovidae. The record is from RefSeq and is a predicted model, not a curated record.